AUGGAUCUUCUUGUUGACCAAGACUCAGAGAAAUACUCGGCAGUUGUUACCUAUGACGGAACCCAGGGAGGGGAGCCUUUCUUCGUUCCCCCACACUGGCACAAGUAUCACGAUGAGCACAUUACUGUCCUGGAGGGUCGAGUGACUAUGACUCUUGACGGGAAGUCAACUGUCGCGACUCCCGAGACCGGGACUAUGUUUAUCCCUCGCCGGUCUGUUCACAGCUUCCGCGGGUUCCCGGGCGAGAAGGCUAUCGUCGAAGAAAGGAAUCAACCGUCGGGCGACUACAAGGCGCUGUUCUUCAACGAUGUAUUCCAGAGUGGAAAACCUCCAAGCUUUUGGCUCGCAAUUAGGUCGGCCUUUGACGGGGAUUUAUAUCCCAGUUUGCCAUUUGGUAGCAAACUCAUCGAUCAACUGUUUGUUUCAGUUUUUGGGUUUAUGGCCAAGUUAUUUGCGCCUGCAAAACCCAAGACUCUCUAG
This is a messenger RNA of Fusarium pseudograminearum CS3096, 480 nucleotides long. RefSeq lists its product as uncharacterized. NCBI's taxonomy places the organism in Eukaryota, Fungi, Ascomycota, Sordariomycetes, Hypocreales, Nectriaceae. The transcript has 4 exons. The coding region runs from base 1 to 480 and encodes 159 amino acids. The record is from RefSeq and is a predicted model, not a curated record.